AUGGAGAAGAAGGUGGCUUUGGUGUUGUCGUUGAUGCUGCUUUUUUCGGCGUUGGUUUUAGUUUCAGCUGAGGAAGCACCAACCAUCGGACAGAGGUUAGACACAGCCACGAACGAUGUUACCAAAUUCUUCAAUGAACAUGCCGGUCCUGCCGUCGAUACCGUCUCCUCCACCGCCAAAUCCGUCUUCAACUGGUUUGGUGAUAAAGCUAAGGAAUGGGGACUCUAA
Molecule: messenger RNA, 228 nt
Organism: Microthlaspi erraticum
Lineage: Eukaryota; Viridiplantae; Streptophyta; Magnoliopsida; Brassicales; Brassicaceae
Source: the annotation of a GenBank genome assembly